Molecule: messenger RNA, 315 nt
Organism: Fusarium vanettenii 77-13-4
Lineage: Eukaryota; Fungi; Ascomycota; Sordariomycetes; Hypocreales; Nectriaceae
Exons: 4
Coding region: 1-315 (104 amino acids)
Source: RefSeq, a predicted model, not a curated record
AUGUCUUGUGACCCAACCGCUUGCUUGGCGCGGGUCAAACUCGGUCAACAGCAUCCCAGAGCUUUCACCAAGCAAGCACGCCUUCAUGUCCAACAUGGAAUCUUUGCUGCAGCCAUCCCCAGCCCGCACGAGGUCUUGAGACCAGCGAAGCCCGGCGCCUCGCUUGGUUCGGCCAAUGAUCUCGGAGCUCCUCCCGAGCUUUCCGGACCCUUGGACGGCGCCCGUCUUCAGGCUUCAGCUUGUCUGCUUGUCUCUCGGGUUGUAGCUGUGAUAGUCCUCUUCAUUAUGUAUGACGCAACACCUAUCCAGGCUUAA